CCUCGCGCCGCGGCCUCUCAAAACACACCAAAAUACGACGACGACGCUGGGGCACGAAACGUAGCGCUGCACCGCUCACCACCGGCACCAACAGCACCGUUUGAGGCUGCCCCAUGGCCUCCCAGAUGCUGAAACUGGAGCCGCAGUCCGCCAUCCUCGAGGAGGCGCUCGGCGCGCGCUUAAUUGACGGGAAGCGCGAGCCCUGCGAGGUGAGCUGCGCGGACUUCGACGAUGCGUUGUUUAAGCUCGUCGUGCUGCCGGGGCAGGAAUCGGUAUUGACUUUACACGCAAAAUUGCCGUGCUACGACACGUUACUGGAGCACGGCGGCGCGCGGUGUUUGGAAACGACCUUUGCUGGACUAGUAACGCAACCGGAGAAUGGCUAUGACGUGGCGUUGUCGGUCAAUGCGGACGAGUGCGCGGCGCCGACGGAAACGCUGCGGAAACUCGCGAGGAUAAAGAGGCAUUUAGUGGGAGCGCCCUUCGAGGCCGCCUUCGAGGCGUUAGUGAAUGGCACGGCUCGUGAUUUACCAGUGGCUCGAUUACCGUGGCGGCGGGGCGAGUCCGCGUACAUCGUCGCCGGCAACGACCCGGCGUCUCGCGACUCCUGGGACCGCGUCACGGUCAUCUUCGCCGUCGAUUUUCGCGAGGAGACGGACAAGGCCUACGCGCGCGUCUUCCUCCAGCAGUUCCAGGAGCGAGCGCGGGCGUUGGGCGGCGCGCCGCCUUGCGUGUUCUCCGAAGGUUCUAGGCCGCCGCGCGAGAUCCAAUCGGUAGGUGCCGAAUCCCCAACGAUAGCGGGCUACGUGUCCUUUGUGAUUUUCAGAAGCCACGUCGCGACGCCGCAAAAGCUCGAGAAGACGUGCGAUUUACUGGUGGGUUUCCGGAACUACGUCCACUUCCACAUCAAGGCGGCGAAGACGAACAUGCACAUGCGCAUGCGGCGGAAGGUGGCGUCGUGGAUCCAGGUCGUGAACCGCGCGGUCCUGACUUCCGAUAAGCCGCGCGAGAUGAAGACGGCUGGCGGGAAAACUUUUACGCGCAAGUAAUGCUGCAC
This is a messenger RNA of Pelagomonas calceolata, 1057 nucleotides long. NCBI's taxonomy places the organism in Eukaryota, Pelagophyceae, Pelagomonadales, Pelagomonadaceae. The record is from the annotation of a GenBank genome assembly.